Molecule: messenger RNA, 2463 nt
Organism: Nerophis lumbriciformis (worm pipefish)
Lineage: Eukaryota; Metazoa; Chordata; Actinopteri; Syngnathiformes; Syngnathidae
Source: RefSeq, a predicted model, not a curated record
AUGGCGGCGUUGAGCAGCGCCGAGUCCCCACCGCCCGUCUUUAACGGAGACACUUCGGAUCGGAAGCCGGGCGGGGAUAGGGGCCUCGAGGAGCUCGGCGCCGCGCUGGAGCCCUCCUGCUCGGCGGGGAUCCCCGGAGGUCCGCAAGAUGAGGAGAUCUGGAACAUCAAACAGAUGAUCAAGUUGACACAAGAACACUUAGAAGCUCUUCUGGACAAGUUUGGAGGAGAGCACAAUCCUCCCUCCAUAUAUCUUGAGGCCUAUGAGGAGUACACCAGUAAGCUGGACGCGCUGCAGCAGAGGGAGCAGCAGCUGCUGGAGGCCACGGGCAACGGCACGGACCUCUCUUGCUCGCCGACUCCUGUGCCGUCCCUCCUGGAGGUCAAGAUAGGGGGGUGUGCGGCGGGCGGGGCGCAGCCUUUCCACUCGGCGCCCAAUACCCUGGCGGUCCUCCAGAAACCGACGGACGUCAGCCGGAGCAACCCACGCUCCCCGCAGAAGCCCAUCGUCCGGGUCUUCCUACCGAAUAAACAGAGAACCGUGGUCCCCGCCCGGUGUGGGACAACUGUGCGAGACUCGCUCAAGAAGGCUCUAAUGAUGCGAGGACUCAUCCCUGAAUGCUGCGGUGUCUACAGGAUACAGGAUGGAGAGAAAAAGCCGAUUGGUUGGGACACGGAUAUCUCUUGGCUGACUGGGGAAGAAUUACAUGUGGAAGUCUUGGAAAAUGUGCCACUCACCACACACAACUUUGUGAGAAAAACCUUCUUCACGCUGGCGUUCUGCGACUUCUGCAGAAAGCUGCUUUUCCAGGGCUUCCGCUGUCAGACGUGUGGCUACAAGUUUCACCAGCGCUGUAGUACCGAAGUCCCCCUAAUGUGUGUCAAUUACGACCAGCUGGACUUGCUGUUUGUGGCAAAGUUCUUUGAGCAUCGCCCUUUAUCCCAAGAGGUCUCCUCCGAGGGGACCACCCCCGUCUCCGAAGCUUGCCCGUCGCUCCCCCCGUCCGACUCCACAGGGUCUCUAAGUCACGCCACUCUGUCGCCGUCCAAGUCCAUACCCAUUCCGCCUAGUUUCCGGCCCAGCGAGGAAGACCACCGCAACCAGUUUGGCCAGCGGGACCGGUCGUCCUCUGCUCCUAACGUCCAUAUCAACACCAUCGAGCCUGUCAACAUUGAUGAUCUGAUUCGGGAUCAGGGAUUAGUGAGGUCAGAAGGCGCCCCCCCGAACCACCCUGCCCGCUGCUUGAGGAAGCACCGAACACGGACCUCAAGCCCCCUCCUAUACUCCUACCCCAAUGACAUAGUGUUUGAUUUUGAACCCGAGCCUGUGUUCCGAGGGUCCACCACAGGACUAUCGGCCACUCCCCCCGCCUCGCUCCCCGGCUCCCUGACUAACGUCAAGGUACCCCAGAAGUCGCCGUGCCCGCAGAGGGAGCGCAAGUCAUCGUCCUCGUCCGAGGACCGCAAUAAGAUGAAAACGCUGGGGAGGAGGGACUCCAGCGAUGACUGGGAAAUCCCUGAAGGUCAGAUUACUUUGGGUCAAAGGAUAGGUUCUGGUUCCUUCGGGACCGUCUUCAAAGGAAAAUGGCAUGGGGACGUGGCGGUGAAGAUGUUGAACGUCACCGCCCCAACACCUCAGCAGCUUCAGGCCUUCAAGAACGAAGUAGGAGUCCUCAGGAAAACGCGUCACGUCAACAUCCUGCUAUUCAUGGGCUACACCACCAAGCCUCAACUGGCCAUUGUGACGCAGUGGUGCGAAGGCUCCAGCCUGUACCACCACCUUCACAUCAUCGAGACCAAGUUUGAAAUGAUCAAGCUCAUUGACAUCGCGAGGCAGACUGCUCAGGGCAUGGAUUACCUGCACGCCAAGUCUAUUAUCCACCGUGAUCUGAAGAGCAACAAUAUUUUCCUCCAUGAAGAUCUAACGGUGAAGAUUGGUGACUUUGGCCUGGCCACGGUCAAGUCCCGGUGGAGUGGCUCACACCAGUUUGAACAGUUGUCUGGCUCCAUACUGUGGAUGGCUCCGGAGGUGAUCCGGCUGCAGGACAAGAAUCCCUACAGCUUCCAGUCCGAUGUCUACGCCUUUGGCAUUGUGCUGUACGAACUCAUGUCAGGAGCGCUGCCAUACUCCAACAUCAACAACAGAGACCAGAUUAUAUUCAUGGUGGGGCGAGGUUACCUGUCCCCCGACCUCAGUAAGGUGCGUAGCAACUGCCCAAAGGCUAUGAAGAGGCUCAUGGCUGACUGCUUAAAGAAAAAGCGAGAGGAGCGACCACUCUUCCCUCAGAUCUUGGCGUCUAUUGAACUGCUGGCUCGUUCGUUACCCAAAAUCCACCGCAGCGCCUCUGAGCCGUCGUUAAACCGAGCGGGUUUUCAGACAGAGGACUUUAGUUUAUAUGCCUGCGCCUCGCCCAAAACACCCAUCCAGGCGGGAGGCUACGGGGAGUUUUCAGCAUUCAAGUAA